AUUUAAGCAACAGACCUUCCUUAUUUCGAUUUUUUAUCCUAAGAUUGACAUUCAUGUCCAAAUUAAAUUCUCCAAAAUUACAAUUAAAAUUAUAAAAAGAAAUAGGCCCCACCCGUAUUUUGUUUUCUUUAAUAAUUAAAAAACAUUAAUAUUUUCCACAGCUGGAGUUCAGUGUGACAAGGACCCAGAGGAGUAACGAGCCUUAACUUCCAUUAAACAGAAGCUUUUUUUUUUUUUUCUUUUCUGUUACCACUUUCUUAUGGGUUUCUGUUAAAAUCACCUUUAACAUUGCAUCAUUAUCCUCCUCCUCUUUUCUUGUCUUUGUUUCCAUGCAACACAUGUUCGUUUAUCUGCAUUCACUCUGAGAACCAAAUCUUCAUCCUAAGAAACAAGUACGAGGUUCAAGGAACAACAACAACAACAUCAACAACUGUUUUGGUUGGUGGAGAAGGGAGAAGGUGGGUUGGUGAAAAUUAUGGCUUUAUGGUUCUGCUGCGGAAAAGUUUCGAACCGCGCAAGGCGAGGGAAAGAACAACCCACAUGGCGAGUGUUUUCUUUGAAGGAAUUACACUCUGCUACGAAUAAUUUCAACUAUGACAACAAGCUUGGAGAGGGAAGCUUUGGCAGUGUGUACUGGGGCCAACUUUGGGAUGGAUCACAAAUUGCGGUGAAAAGAUUGAAAGUUUGGAGCAACAGAGCUGAGACAGAAUUCACAGUUGAACUUGAAACCUUGGCAAGAAUACGAGACAAGAAUCUUCUAAGUCUUCGUGGCUACUGUGCUGAAGGACAGGAACGGUUAAUUGUGUAUGAAUAUAUGCAAAAUCUGAGUCUCUACUCUCAUCUUCACGGACAUCAUUCAUUCGAAUGCUCUCUGGAUUGGAAUCGCCGGAUGAAUAUCGCAAUUGGUUCUGCUGAAGGAAUUGUGUACCUUCACCACCAAGCAAGACCACAUAUCAUUCACAGGGAUAUUAAAUCAAGCAAUGUGUUGCUGGAUUCUGAUUUCAAGGCCAGGGUUGCUGAUUUUGGGUUUGCCAAGCUGAUCCCUGAUGGAGCAACACAUGUGACUACAAGAGUUAAGGGAACUCUUGGCUACCUUGCACCAGAAUAUGCUAUGUUAGGUAAAGCAAAUGAGAGUUGUGAUGUCUACAGUUUUGGUGUUCUUCUUCUAGAACUCGCUAGUGGCAGAAGACCAACCGAAAAGCUUAGUUCCACGGUGAGGCGAUCGAUAGUUGAUUGGGCAUUGCCAUUGGUUUGUGAGAAGAAAUUUAGUGAAAUUGCCGAUCCAAGACUAAAUGGUAACUAUGUGGAGGGAGAGCUUAAAAGAGUUGUUUUAGUUGCUCUUAUGUGUGCUCAGGAUCUACCUGAGAAGAGACCAACCAUGCUUGAUGUGGUGGAGCUACUCAAGGGAGAGUCUAGGGAUAAAUUUUCUCAUAUAGAGAACAGUGAAAUGUUCAGAAACCCUCUAGCUGCAGAAACCAAUAAUGGAACAUCAUUGGCUGAUGAUAGAUUAGACUAUAUCUCAGAAGAAAAAGAAUUAGAACGUCCACUGAGAGAGAAUGCUGAAGUAUGAGCUUCAGGGAUUAAAUAUAAGCUGUGAAGGCUUUUGUGUUUGGUGCAUGAGUGUGGUUGUAUGAGUGCUUGGGGUUUAUCAGUUUGUGUAGUGUUUAUCCUUGUUUCUAUGCAAUAUUGCUUUCUAUAUUUUUGUAAACUAUGCCCUAUUAGAAUUUGUGAAUUUUUUGUUGUAAAAGCUUCAGCUUCACUCUCCUCACAAGUGUGAUGAGUGACAAAAUAUUGACAAUUAUAAAAGAAGUGUUUGACAAAAUGCAUACAAAAA
Vigna unguiculata (cowpea) is the source of this 1834-nucleotide messenger RNA. Its product is annotated as PTI1-like tyrosine-protein kinase At3g15890. Gene Ontology annotation, biological process: protein phosphorylation. Lineage: Eukaryota; Viridiplantae; Streptophyta; Magnoliopsida; Fabales; Fabaceae. Gene Ontology annotation, molecular function: ATP binding; protein kinase activity. The record is from RefSeq and is a predicted model, not a curated record.